AUGCGGCUAACACAUGGCGUUCUAAGCACUGAAGGCAGUGAUGUUAUUCCACCCGUAGGAAUAUUCACGAUGUUUGAUGCUCCUGAAUUCUUGGACCGCGAUGCUUCUCAAUUCUCGACUUUCGCACAAACUUGGUACGGAAAUUCACCUUUACUCAAGCUAGUGACUAAGGCUAGUCAGCGCAGGCCCAGAUCCCAUGACAAUCAUUAUCUGAUGGACUACCAACCAAUUGGAAAUUCAGCGCAGACUGAAGUCAUAGCAACCUUUGUGCAUGAACUCGAAGAACGCCUUGGCAUCAAGAGAAUGGAGAUCUCGCUCACAGAAGAAUAG
Molecule: messenger RNA, 330 nt
Organism: Lindgomyces ingoldianus
Lineage: Eukaryota; Fungi; Ascomycota; Dothideomycetes; Pleosporales; Lindgomycetaceae
Exons: 3
Coding region: 1-330 (109 amino acids)
Source: RefSeq, a predicted model, not a curated record